Molecule: messenger RNA, 3577 nt
Organism: Anoplopoma fimbria (sablefish)
Lineage: Eukaryota; Metazoa; Chordata; Actinopteri; Perciformes; Anoplopomatidae
Gene: il17re
Molecular function (GO): interleukin-17 receptor activity
Source: RefSeq, a predicted model, not a curated record
CUGCUGAGCCUGCAGGGUUUUUUCUCCCUGUUGUAUUAGAUGUGUGUGUGUAAUGUCAUUUACACAAACGCACUCAAGGUGUUUGGCCAGACUUGAGGAAAUGUCAACAGGGAGGUUACUUGGAGUUUGCUGAUAAAACACACGAGACAGUUUUCAUAUCUGUCGUUUCCACCGGAGCGCGCUGAGGAUAUACUGCGCACGUGUGUGCCAGCAGAACAACAGCAGAACAACAGCUUCAUGGACCAGAUCUGUUGCCUCGUGAGGGCACACCACCCUGGAUCUUAUUCAUGCCAACCUUUAAUGUUUUAACUUUCAAUGUGUUCUUAGUUCAUGUUGAUCAUGCGCUUUGGCACCGCGCUGGCACUCAUCGCCAUCGUGGUGUCUCCACUGCUGAUGGAAUGCACCAUGACAUGUCAUAAAAAAGAACUUUUGAAGAAAGAUGGAAUAGGGAUCCAAAAUGAUGUUGAGGCGAGCUGUCCUGUGAAACUGACCUCAGUCGUGACCUCUGUCCAUCGGGAGAUCUACACUGAACGUGUCACCGUCCGGGUCUUAAUGAGGGCUGAAGAUUUUUGUAAAGCCCCGAAAAUUGAAAUUCUCUCAGAAUUUCAGCAGAAAAGAGAGUCAAAGAUAAUCAGGCCCUUCUUGAAGAAACAGAAGGUUUCCACCUUCCCAAAGUGUAACAAUAAGGGAAAGGAGGGUGAAGCCGUCAAGUGUCACUGGGGAGACACUCCGCAACAUGGCAAAGACAGUUUUGCUCUGUGGGAGCUGUCGUAUGCUUUUUUAAAUGCUGAAGCAGAAACAAUUGUGUCUGCGUCCUACAAAUCAGCAUCCUCAAACUGCAGUGUCAAUUACACAGUGCCAGAUCCCAUGCCAGACUUUUAUCUGUCUGGGAACCAGUCGUCAAAAUCCAUCUCUGUCACCGUGGAGCCCGGAGACAAAGUUUUCGCCAGAUGGUGUUACAAAAACAAUAAAGGGCCCUGCCAGGCACAGGACUCCAAACCAAUUACUAUUGAUCCAUCUCAGUCCCAAUUCGCUCUUCUUAACGUCCCUUACCUGCUUCCCUGUGUGUGUGUGGAGGUGUACUACACCAACUUAGAUUCCAAACGAGAUCAAAAGUGCCCAUUUCGAAACGUGAGCCUAUCAGAUGUCACAGAUGUUUGGCGCUCCUCUGAAGUCAUACUGCAUGAGUCAACUGUGACAUGGUGCUCGGUCUGCUCGGCCGUGGAGAUGAAGAUCUCCGCUUCCCUCUGCUGGAAACAACACAAACACCUCUGCACACCUGUACUCAACUCCACCCUGGAGGAGAUGGAAAAAGGAUCAGAGCUGAUAUAUAACACAACUGCGUGGGACAAACACCCUCAGAUGUGUGUGCAGUUUUCUCUACAAGGCAGCCAUAAUAUAACUUGCCCCUUUGAUGCUGAUAAGCCUUCCUGGGAGGUGAACAUCGGACCGGGCAGGCAGAGUUUGUUUUUGUAUAUCACCUCUUCUGUUCCUGCAAAGUUCUCAGCUCAACUUUGCGUCCUUGAUAAGAGGGGAUGUAAACCCGUGGGGCAAGUCCACUCAGUGAAGAGGGAAAGGAAUUCUGCUGACACAACGAUAAAUGUUCCUCUUCACUUUCUUGCAGAGAAGCCAUGUGUGCAGGUGUGGCAGUCACAUCCUGCUCUUCACGGUCGACGGAUUCUCUGUCCCGACUACACGCACUACAGAUAUGGCUUGUAUGCUGUAGCCGCUUUGGUGUUUAUGGGUAUUGCUGCAUUAGUUGGAAUUUUGAUCCAGCGUCUCACCAAGAGUAGAGCUGCAGAUUGGCUCUGCAUCCAGGAGCCCGUCCUGCUGGUGUGCUCUUCAGAGCAGUCAGCCCACAUAUCUGCUGUGUGUGCAUUAGCCUCAAUCCUGCAGGGGGAGCUAAGUGCCAAAGUGCACAUGGCUUUGUGGGCCCAAAGCUCACAAACGCAGGCUGGGACUAGGACUGGGACUGGGGUGGCAGAUCUGGGUCCACUUCCCUGGCUGUAUGGGCAGUGGGAGGCCGUGCGUAAGGCACGAGGAAAAGUGCUGAUUAUUUGGAGUCCUGAAGCCACGAUGACCUAUGUGAAGUGGAGGGAGGAGAGGACAAACACGGAUAUGAAUGAGAAAAAGGAAGAUGACAGCAAAGCAGAGAAAAUAAAAGUAGAGGUGGAAGAGCAUUUAGAACUAAAUGGAAGAAGACUGGGUAUAUGCAAAAAACAGAAAGCUCAAGGAUGUGUGAAAUUAUGUGAUGAUAAAGACUGGAACAUCCAGAGGGAGCCCUCUACGGUGAUAGCACCGGUGUUUAAGGCUGCUCUGGCCUGCCUGGAGGGGGCGCUGCAGGAGUGCAAAGGUCAAGGAGUGGCCCUUGUUAACUUCCAAGGCCUUUGCAACAGCAGGGACAUCCCAAAGGCCUUCAGAGGGGUCCCACGAUACUGCUUACCUCAGGAUUUCAGUGGUCUGAUACAGGAGCUGGGGGGGAUGAGAAGACAAACAGAAACUGGUAAAUUCAGGUGGCACUGCUGGCCCAGACUCCUGUCUAAAGUGCUGUCUAUAUGGCUGGCAAAGCAGCUAACAAACAGACUAAAAACACUGCUGCCUCAGAUGCAAGGAAAGAAAAUGCAAGGGCCGAGUGUGGCAUCAACACUGAAAACGACGUCGGUUAAGACUUGCAGCCGGCUCAAGUUGCCGCUGGCGUCCAACACGGCGGGGCCCGGCACUGCACACGAGCACGAGCCUCUCCACGGGUCGCCAUGGCGAGCAGAGAUACUUUAAUCUCAAGUUUCACGUGUCUGAUGGGGACAGACUUUUGGUCUGCUGGGAACAUGACACGUAAACACGAGACAAGGGAGCCGGUGUUCCACUGCGUGAGCGCCUCAGAGCCGAUCGCUUCCAAACAACUUUUCAUAACUUGACAACAUCAUGUGGAAAAAAAAUGACACCACUUGUUUUGCAUAUUUUGAAUAGGAACAUACUCUUAACUGGACUCUCCUGCACUUAGCCCCUCAAAGAGGCUUUUCAUGGUGUUUCUUGACAGAAGCCAUAAUGAGCACCUGCAUUGUGAUCUGUAUGUAAAUAUGCCAACCUUUACUAAAAAUCUGUUUGCAAAUUUUAUACCCCCACUCUUCAUGAGUACAUGUAAUGUUUAAAAACUAACAGCAGGGCUUUUGUUUAUGACUGCAGAAUACAGGAACAAGCACAUUUUCCUUGGAAUUUUAUAAACGGGAACAUUGAGCCAAAGCCGUCUGAACAUAUCCAGUGUGAAUUGCAGGUGUGCUUGAUCAUUUGACAGUUAAAUCAAGUGGUCAUGCACUACUUCUAUUGUAUUUUAUUAUAGAACACCUGUUAUUAAAUAUGUGCACACAUACUACUUCUUCAAAACUACGUACAAAUCCUUCCAGUUUCUUUUCUUUGUUUUACAUUUCAAGCGUGAUUUUAAAAAUGUUUUGAAUAUAUAUACUGUAUAUGUUUUUAAAAAGACUACAGAAGUAAUGUUAUAUGACAAGACUGUGUUUAUAUUAAUGAAAUCUGUUUUUUCAGCAUUCAGAGUCUCUGUUUUAUAAGCUUUGUGUGUUUU